Aspergillus tubingensis is the source of this 423-nucleotide messenger RNA. Its product is annotated as cell wall proline rich protein. The transcript has a single exon. NCBI's taxonomy places the organism in Eukaryota, Fungi, Ascomycota, Eurotiomycetes, Eurotiales, Aspergillaceae. Bases 1 to 423 code for a protein of 140 amino acids. The record is from RefSeq and is a predicted model, not a curated record.
AUGUCCAGUGAUAACACUCUGAAGUCGGUCAAGGGUGGCGAGAGUCAUCACCAGUGGGUAUCCCGUCCGGUAUGGGCUGCCAAAGGGCUAAAGGCUCCUUCAAUGUUUUUGACAGCCGCCUUACGUUGGCAUCCUCAUCAUGCCAUAGCGGGCAUAUGCCAUCCGAACAUUCCCCGGGUCAAAGUCCUGUGCUUACGACGCCCGCAGGUCUUCCAGACAGCAGCACUGUGGGCCAAGCCACAACAACGUCGGCGGGGAGAGAAGAUGAAACAGUGGUGGCUUUACCACCGGGCAUGUGGUCCGUUUGUCGCGAGAUGCUACCGCAACACGACUGGUCUCCUGGCGGAGUGGAAUCAUGUCUGGGCUAGACCCAGUGGAUCUGGGUCCCAGAUCAAAAGGCCAGGCUUCGGUCGUCGCCGUUGA